Messenger RNA from Gossypium raimondii (Peruvian cotton), 1640 nucleotides. RefSeq lists its product as uncharacterized. The transcript has 5 exons. Gene Ontology annotation, cellular component: cytosol; cytoplasm. The record is from RefSeq and is a predicted model, not a curated record. Gene Ontology annotation, biological process: cellular response to oxidative stress. Gene Ontology annotation, molecular function: quinone reductase (NADPH) activity. The coding region runs from base 479 to 1453 and encodes 324 amino acids. NCBI's taxonomy places the organism in Eukaryota, Viridiplantae, Streptophyta, Magnoliopsida, Malvales, Malvaceae.
AAGGAUGGAGGGCUUGCGGCCAAAGGCUCCGGUCACCGGCGAUGCCAAGAUAGACGAAAUAAGGCCAGCUAUGUAGAUUGAGGACGUAAAUGAAGUCAACAAUUGAAAUUUAAUUUUUGCAAGUCAUUUUCAUAAAUAAUUAAAAAUUUUGGCCAGUUUCUAAAGGGAGCCGGCAUCUGAUUAUCUCUACGCCGCUUUGAAGACGACAGAUAUUGUGAUUAUGUAAGCUAAACAAGUCAAAUUCGGAAACGUUAACCGAGUGGGCCUCUUAAAACUUGGGUUCAACAAUCAACGCUUCCAUUUGCUUCGCUUUAUUCCACCACAGUCUUCCAAUGUCUCCCCAUCUACCUUUUGGGUGCAAAAUCUGACCAACAAUAACACCACCAACCACUCAUCGUUAUCUUAUACUCCCAGGAUUAAUUCUGUAAUAGCCAAGGCACUACGUACUGACCAAGCUGCCACAGCACAGCCAAUAAAAAUGGUGAAAGCUAUCAGGGUUCAUCAACUCGGUGGACCUCAGGUCCUUAAAUGGGAGGAUGUGGAACUUGGGGAACCCAGAGAGGGUGAGAUACGUAUUAAAAACAAAGCUGUUGGACUGAAUUUCAUCGAUAUCUAUUUUCGGAAAGGAGUUUAUAAGGCUGCUACCAUGCCCUUCACUCCAGGUAUGGAAGUUGUUGGAGAGGUGACUGCUGUGGGACCUGGACUGACUGGCAGGAAAGUUGGAGAUAUCGUAGCUUAUGCUGGUGAUCGUAUGGGUUCCUAUGCCGAGGAGCAGAUUCUUCCAGCAGACAAAGUUGUGCCAGUUCCUCCUUCAGUUGACCCUAUUAUCGCUGCAUCCAUCAUGCUGAAGGGUAUGACUGCCCAGUAUCUAGUACGUCGUUGCUUCAAGGUCGAACCGGGACACACAGUUCUUGUCCAUGCUGCAGCUGGUGGGACUGGAUCUUUAUUAUGCCAAUGGGCAAAUGCACUUGGUGCCACUGUCAUCGGAACUGUCUCGACCAAAGAGAAGGCAGCUCAAGCAAAGGAAGAUGGAUGUCACCAUGUUAUUAUUUAUACGGAAGAGGAUUUUGUUUCCCGUGUCAAUGAGAUGACAUCCGGCAAGGGGGUGGAAGUUGUCUAUGAUUCUGUUGGGAAAAAUACCUUUGAGGGCUCGUUGGCAUGUUUAAAGCCCCGUGGCUAUAUGGUGAGCUUUGGGCAGUCAUCCGGUACACCAGAUCCGGUUCCGUUGUCUGCACUUGCACCCAAAUCAUUGUUCUUGACUAGGCCUUCCAUGAUGCAAUACACGUCAACUCGGGAUGAACUGCUGGAAACUGCAGGGGAAGUGUUUGCUAAUGUUGCAUCGGGCGUAUUGCGGGUUCGGGUGAAUCACAAGUACCCUUUGUCAGAAGCAUCGCAGGCACAUGCAGACCUCGAGAAUCGCAGAACAACUGGAUCAAUUGUGUUGAUUCCAUGAAAGCAUCUCGGUUGUGGCUUUGAACACCCAUUGCAUGAGAAAAAUAAAAAACUAUAACGUGUGGGAUUAUGUUAGAACUUGAUCUAUGUAUAUGGAAGUGCAUGUUGAAGGCUUGAAGCCGCAGCUGAAUAACUUAUUGCUAUUAGUUAAGCAUGUAUAUAUAUAUACGCACACAUGAUUUAUGUAA